GUGUGAUUUGCGGGGUCUGCAUCACGGAGGCCGACAGGAAGUCAGGCCGCCUCCCAUUCGGUAUAAAACCUCUGAGUCCGACCCCACUCUUCCUCUUUCUGUUACCUGGGCAAGGGGCAGUAGCUUUGGCCGUGAAAACCCAAAAAACACCGAAACUACAACAAUGGGAAAGGAAAAGAUCCACAUCAACAUCGUGGUCAUUGGCCAUGUCGACUCCGGCAAGUCCACCUCUACCGGCCAUCUGAUCUACAAGUGCGGAGGAAUCGACAAAAGAACCAUCGAGAAGUUUGAGAAAGAGGCCGCUGAGAUGGGCAAAGGCUCCUUCAAGUACGCCUGGGUGCUGGACAAACUGAAGGCCGAGCGUGAGCGUGGUAUCACCAUCGACAUCGCCCUGUGGAAGUUUGAGACCAGCAAGUACUACGUGACCAUCAUUGAUGCUCCUGGACACAGGGAUUUCAUCAAGAACAUGAUCACUGGUACCUCUCAGGCUGACUGCGCUGUGCUGAUCGUUGCUGCCGGUGUUGGUGAGUUUGAGGCCGGUAUCUCCAAGAACGGUCAGACCCGUGAGCACGCCCUGCUGGCCUUCACCCUGGGUGUGAAGCAGCUCAUCGUUGGUGUCAACAAGAUGGACUCCACUGAGCCCCCUUACAGCCAGGCCCGUUAUGAGGAAAUCACCAAGGAAGUGAGCGCCUACAUCAAGAAAAUCGGUUACAACCCUGCAGCUGUUGCCUUUGUCCCCAUCUCUGGCUGGCAUGGAGACAACAUGCUGGAGGCCAGCACCAAUAUGGGCUGGUUCAAAGGAUGGAAAAUUGAGCGCAAGGAGGGUAACGCCUCUGGAACCACACUCCUUGAGGCCCUGGAUGCCAUUAUUCCCCCCAGCCGUCCCACCGACAAGCCUCUGCGUCUGCCCCUGCAGGACGUCUACAAAAUCGGCGGUAUCGGAACUGUCCCUGUCGGCCGUGUGGAGACUGGUGUCCUGAAGCCUGGCAUGGUCGUCACCUUCGCUCCCCCUAACCUGACCACUGAGGUGAAGUCUGUGGAGAUGCACCACGAGUCUCUGCCUGAGGCUGUCCCUGGUGACAACGUUGGUUUCAACGUCAAGAACGUAUCUGUCAAGGAGAUCCGUCGUGGAUAUGUUGCUGGUGACAGCAAGAGCAACCCACCCAAGAGUACAGAGAGCUUUGUUGCCCAGGUCAUCAUCCUGAACCACCCUGGCCAGAUCAGUGAGGGUUAUGCCCCUGUGCUGGAUUGCCACACCGCCCACAUUGCCUGCAAGUUCAGCGAACUCAAGGAGAAGAUCGACCGUCGUUCUGGCAAGAAGCUGGAAGAUAGUCCCAAGUUCGUCAAGUCUGGAGAUGCUGCCAUUGUUAACAUGCUUCCUCAAAAGCCUAUGGUUGUGGAGGCCUUCUCAGAUUUCCCUCCCCUUGGUCGUUUUGCUGUGCGUGACAUGAGGCAGACGGUCGCUGUCGGUGUCAUUAAGAGUGUUACAACCAAGGACAUCUCUGGAAAGACAACCAAGGCUGCAGAGAAGGCUGCCAAGAAGAAAUGAAUGGUCGUGCAGGACAUCCAACAAAGAGAUGUGUGCCGGCAGCAGCGGGCCAACCCACCCCCCCAUUGUCUCCCCCACUCUGGACCAUCUUCUCUGAGGCAGAGCUCUCUACUCAAGGACUGGCUUAUGCUGAUUAAAACCCAUCGCAAAAGUUUUCGCAGGAAAAAGAACUUUGUGGCAUUGUCACCUGAAUCACAAAGACGGUGCCUCCUCUCAGUUUAAUUAAGUCAGAAAAAAGGUUUAGAACGUAACUUGAUGUUAAAAUGCCACAUCUGAUUGGAAUGAAAGCUGCUGGUAACUAAUAAAAUAAAUGUCUCUGAAAAAACUGA
Messenger RNA from Sphaeramia orbicularis (orbiculate cardinalfish), 1878 nucleotides. Its product is annotated as elongation factor 1-alpha. Gene Ontology annotation, molecular function: GTP binding; GTPase activity; translation elongation factor activity. The record is from RefSeq and is a predicted model, not a curated record. The coding region runs from base 164 to 1549 and encodes 461 amino acids. Gene Ontology annotation, biological process: translational elongation. The transcript has 8 exons. NCBI's taxonomy places the organism in Eukaryota, Metazoa, Chordata, Actinopteri, Kurtiformes, Apogonidae.